Rhododendron vialii is the source of this 2044-nucleotide messenger RNA. Its product is annotated as CBL-interacting serine/threonine-protein kinase 6-like. Gene Ontology annotation, molecular function: ATP binding; protein kinase activity. The record is from RefSeq and is a predicted model, not a curated record. The coding region runs from base 393 to 1700 and encodes 435 amino acids. Lineage: Eukaryota; Viridiplantae; Streptophyta; Magnoliopsida; Ericales; Ericaceae. The transcript has a single exon. Gene Ontology annotation, biological process: signal transduction; protein phosphorylation.
UUCUCUGAAAGAGAAGAAAGAAAGAAAGAACCCGUCCCCGCAUUAAAAAACCCUAGAGAGAGAAAAUCACAUUAACCAUUUCCAUCUCCAUCGCCAUCGCCAUUAGGGAAUGCAAAGAAAUGGGGAGAGCUUCGUUCUCUAAGCCUGAUUCCUUAGGUAGAGCCACGAAAUCCCCCGGCGGCAGAAAUUGCCACCGAAAACACGUUGAGGACGGCUAAACCCGCCGCCCCAUCCCCACCUCCAACUACCUCUCACCCCCUUCACCGAUUAUUAGAUUCUAUUUUCCAAUUCAACGCAAUUCAAUUACCUGAGUUUCAACAUCAGAAAACGUUAACAGCACCGGCCGAUACAAAAGUAAAUAACCUUUUUAUCUCGUCAAGUUGUCAACUAACAUGAUGGAUAAAGGCGAGAAAUGCCCGGGCAACAGCGUUUUGCAUGGGAAGUACGAGCUAGGGAGGAUCCUCGGGCACGGGACCUUCGCGAAGGUGUACCACGCGCGGAACCUGAAGACGGGAAAGAGCGUGGCGAUGAAGGUGGUCGGAAAGGAAAAGGUGACCAAAGUCGGGAUGACGGAGCAGGUGAAGAGAGAGAUUGCCGUCAUGAAGAUGGUCGAGCACCCGAACAUCGUCGAGCUCAUCGAGGUCAUGGCCAGCAAAACGAAGGUGUAUUUUGCCAUGGAAUAUCUGCGCGGCGGCGAGUUGUUCUCCAAGAUAGCCAAGGGGAGGCUCAAGGAGGACGCGGCCAGGAGCUACUUCCAGCAGCUGAUCUCGGCCGUGGAUUUCUGCCACAGCCGCGGCGUCUACCAUCGCGAUCUGAAGCCCGAGAAUCUGCUGCUCGAUGAGGAAGGUAACCUGAAGGUGACCGACUUCGGUCUCUCGGCCUUUUCGGAUCACCUGAGGCAGGACGGGCUGCUGCACACGACGUGCGGGACCCCGGCGUACGUGGCUCCCGAGGUGAUCGGGAAGAGAGGCUACGACGGCGCCAAGGCGGACAUAUGGUCGUGCGGGGUUAUUCUUUUCGUGCUGCUGGCGGGGUUUCUACCGUUCCAGGACGAUAACCUCGUGGCGAUGUACAAGAAGAUUUACCGGGGCGAUUUCAAGUGCCCGCCGUGGUUCUCUCCGGAAUCGCGGCGGUUGAUCACGAGGCUGCUGGAUCCGAAUCCCAGCACCCGGAUCACUGCCUCGAAAAUCAUGGAAUCGUCGUGGUUCAAGAGAUCGAUUCCGAAGUCUAUUACAAUCAGGGAGGACGAGAUCCUGAAGAGCGAUGAUGUUUGUAUCAUGGGGAAGGAGACGGAGACGUUGAAUGCGUUUCACAUAAUCUCGUUAUCGGAGGGGUUUGAUUUGUCUCCGUUGUUCGAGGAGAAGAAGAGGGAGGAGAAGGAGGAGCUGAGGUUCGCGACGACGAGGCCGGCGAGCAGCGUGGUGUCGAGGCUGGAGGAGGUGGCGGCGAAGGCGGCGGGGAAGUUCAGCGUCAAGAAGAGCGGGGACGACUCCAGCGUGAGGCUGCAGGGGGAGGAGAACGGACGGAAAGGGAAGCUGGCGAUCACGGCGGAGAUUUUCGCCGUGGCGCCGUCGUUCCUGGUGGUGGAGGUGAGGAAGUCGAGCGGGGAUACGUUGGAGUACAACCAGUUCUGCAGCAAGGAGCUCCGGCCUGCGCUGAAAGACAUCGUGUACUGGACUUCAGCUGCUGUUGAGAAUUGAUUCAGCAAUUGCUUGAUUCAUUUGAAAUCUUGGAUCCCCAGGUGUGAAUUAUAAAUAAUUAUUGCUAGUUGAUGUGUUAAAAUGGGUUGUUGGUGGUGUUGGUCUUGUUAUUAGAGUUGUCGAUGAAAUCGUAUAACUAUACGAUUCGUGAAAGAAGGGUCAGAAUCAGGUUCAAGGCAAGGGUUUGAGUCUUGAGAGUUUGUUUCACUAGUACUAGUUUUUUUAAUUGAAGCUCCCAUGUGGAUUGUGAUUCCUAUGUUUUUCUCUUUCCAAGAAUUUCUUGUGUGAUGUUUGUAUGAAUUUGUUGAUUUUAUUGGGAAGUGGGAAUGGUGGUUGAAUCAGAA